Molecule: messenger RNA, 2151 nt
Organism: Scedosporium apiospermum
Lineage: Eukaryota; Fungi; Ascomycota; Sordariomycetes; Microascales; Microascaceae
Exons: 2
Coding region: 1-2151 (716 amino acids)
Biological process (GO): dolichyl monophosphate biosynthetic process
Cellular component (GO): endoplasmic reticulum membrane
Molecular function (GO): dolichol kinase activity
Source: RefSeq, a predicted model, not a curated record
AUGCCCAAACCUGAGAACUUAGAGAGGACAGCAUGGCAGCCUGCCAGCAACCCUGACAGCUUGGAAGAGGAACCCAAUCUACAGCUCCUAUCGCGCUCUCCUCAUCCCUACCACCGCCAGAGCUUCGAGCUUCUCCACCCGACCGACCGCAUCGAAUACACGGGCCGAUCGCGCCUGGCGACGCUGACCGCGAACAAUGACGAGACCGAUGCGUCAAAUCCGCAGCUCCCGAAGGACUCCCCCCUCGCCAGCGAUAGCGGUACUGAGGCCGAUGAUGAGCACUUCCUCAAGGGUCUCCCCGCGCCCAGGGCGAGACUGCAUAAGGGUUUGAGAGGCCGCAAUGAGACAAUAUCAGGAUCUUCGACGCCUCUUCUAUCCCCAUCUAUCCCAGCACAUCAUGUCGAGGAGCUUGGCGAGAAAUUGCCCGAGGCGAUCAAAGGUGAUAAACGCUUCGCCAUCAAUAGAGUCCGCCAGGCCCGCCAUGUUGCGAGAAGAUAUGUGGAGGUUGCCCUGUUGGCUGGUCUCAUCAUGAUGGUGUUGUCCAACCGCAGAGUGCAGCCGAUGAGGAUUCUUAAAGCUCUGUUAUGGGUUGGCGGACUGGGUGUCUUGGUCUUGUGCGGCCAGGUAAUAACCUGGGGAAUAUCCUUGGCGCGUGUGCCGAAGUGGCGUUUUAUGAGAGAGCCUCUUCAGUCUUCUUCGUCAACGCUUGCUCAGCUCAUGCGCCGGUUGCUCUGGCCCAAGAAGUCCCUGCGAAAGGGCGUAGAUAACCGAUCCCGCUCCGCCAACGGUUUGCCUUCCGUCUGGCCCUGGCCCUCUUCGGAAGAAUCGGACCUAGACUCGCCCGUGUCGAGGUACGAUGCUGUGUCCCCGUUUUCGCUGAAUAGAGAGGCGGAGCAAUCGAUAUUACUGGCCAAAACGGGAUCGGAACCCCCUACAAACGGAAAGCCCAUCGGGCGGCGGAAUACAUUUCCCUUUGCUCCCGCUAUGGGUAGGGUUAAGCGGCAGCUCGCGACACAUACGCCGGCGGGGCGCAAGAAGAGAUCGACCUCGAUGUCCGUCCGUGCCUUCUUCAGCUUGACACAGUCACAGGCCGCCGCUAGAAAGUGGUUUUACGCGAGCUACGUCUACCUAUGCAUCAUCGGCAUCGCCCUUGUCGGUAUCCGAACCUAUAUUACCCACUACGCCCUAAAUGGAGCGGAGGCCAUUGGCUGGGCGCUGGGUUACCUCUUUGGAAACAUCAACUGGUUCCGCUUCAAGGUCGUCAGCGAGAACUUAGACGGGUGGAUCUGCCUCCCGCCAAGAACCGACCUUGACGCUGGCCAGUUCUGCCACCAGGGCUGGGUACAGCACAUCCGACUAGAAACCUUUGGCAGCGCUAACACGAGGCUGCUGAUUAUCGGAUACUGGCUCAUGAUUCUCGUCUUCGGUCUCGUCAUCGUGUACCGCCUCAAGGACGUCUACGAGGUCGACACCCGCCGCAAAGUCUUCCACUUUAUGAUGGUCGGCAUGCUUCUCCCGGCCACCUACGUCGACCCGGCCUUCGCUGCCCUCGCCCUCUCCGCCGCCCUAGCCCUCUUCCUCCUCCUCGAUCUCCUCCGCGCGAGCCAGCUGCCGCCCCUCUCGAAGCCCAUCGCUAAUUUCCUCGCGCCUUACGUCGACGGCAGAGACUUCCGCGGGCCCGUCGUAAUUUCUCACAUCUUCCUCCUUAUCGGUUGCGCCAUACCCCUCUGGCUCACCCUCGCCUCGCUCCCGCGCAGCGGUUCCGGCCACCUCGCCGGCUGGGAAAUCCCUACCCGCGAAGUCAGCAUGGUUUCGGGUGUCAUCUGCGUCGGCCUCGGCGAUGCCGCCGCCUCCCUCAUCGGCCGACGAUGGGGCCACCGAAAGUGGGUCUGGGGCGGCGGCAAGAGCCUCGAGGGUAGCGCCGCCUUCGCCACGGCCGUGUUCGUCGGUCUCGUGUCCGCGAGCCUGUGGUUAAGGGUGGGUAGGUGGCCUGUCCCGGAGGGGAAGCUUCUCAGUUGGCCCGUGGAGAUGCGGAACGCCGGGGUUUGCGCUUCCGUGGCGAGCUUGACGGAGGCGGUGUUGACGGGGGGGAAUGAUAAUGUUAUUGUGCCGGUUGUUUUGUGGACUUGCGUCAAGAGUCUGGGGGUUUGA